Molecule: messenger RNA, 771 nt
Organism: Daldinia childiae
Lineage: Eukaryota; Fungi; Ascomycota; Sordariomycetes; Xylariales; Hypoxylaceae
Product: Glycosylphosphatidylinositol anchor biosynthesis protein 11
Exons: 2
Coding region: 1-771 (256 amino acids)
Biological process (GO): GPI anchor biosynthetic process
Cellular component (GO): endoplasmic reticulum membrane
Source: RefSeq, a predicted model, not a curated record
AUGCCUUCAUCAGAUUUAGCUGCAAUCUCACUACCUGCUCAAAAAGCUAAGGUUGGUGAGAUCUCUAAGGACAAGGAUAAAGAUGUCCAAACGCAACCCGUUCAGAUCAUAGCAUCCUCGCAGGCACAGGUUGCUAGACACCUCCAGCCAGCUCUACUUAUAUCCUUGUUCUUCGCCCGGUUCGGAGCUCUAGUGGCAGAUCCGGUAUCAGCCAUGUCGAGUUCUCUUCCCGUAGUCGUAGCCAUACAAGUCACAUACGCCGUCGUAUGUCUGCCCCCUGUGGGCUCUCAUGCUGCAAAGCCAAUUAAGAAGGCUCGACCUGGAGAGAAGAAGAAGGUUGGAUUAGAGAGCAUGGGACCAAAUAUAGCAGUUGUAUACAACACUUGUCGCCCUCAUACUGUCAGCCAUAGCAAGUCGGCGUUGCAUGUCGUCCUUGUUCUCUUUGGUGCUCCUUUCUUAACUCACAUCGAGAAUACAUUCUUAUGCUCGACGCAUCUGUCCGUCUUAGGCCUGUUCCCGUUGUUCUACACUCGUGGUGUGUCGAGCAACGACUGGCAUGAGAUCCUGAGUGCCAGUGCCCCGUUCGACGAGGCAUUUGGGGGCCUCGUCGGCGCCUGCGUAGGAGCUUGGCUAGGCGCUGUUCCUAUCCCCUUGGACUGGGACCGGGAGUGGCAGAAGUGGCCUGUGACCAUAGUCUGUGGGAUUUAUGCGGGCUACUUGGUUGGGAAGCUACUAGGAGGUACUGUGGCCCUGGCGAGGAGGUUUUCUUAA